AGCAAAAGUUUGACUAUAGAAUUGACAGAAUUGAAUUUACUACAAACGUUAGGAGUCAACAAAUUUAAUUGAGAAAAUGGAGCAACGUUUGCAUAGACGACGUCGCACGCGCAAGAAGCCAAAGUCGCUGUUCAACAAACUGCUGGGAGACUGGCGCCCCAAACUGGGCGCAACUACAAGUUGCAGCUACAAGCAGUUGCUGCUGAAUCAGCUGCUGCCACUGCGGCGAUUCUUUAAGAGCUCGAAGCGGGUGGUGAAGCGUUGCACCAAGCCGGAUCGCCGGGAGUUUCGACGUGCGGCGCUGGCCACUGCUGUGGGAUUUCUUAUCAUGGGCUUUCUGGGCUAUGGCAUAAGGCUGCUGCACAUACCGAUUACAAAUAUUAUUAUGGACUGAGACACACACACACACAGAGUCAGAGACUAAAAAUAAAACUACAAUUCAAUU
Molecule: messenger RNA, 445 nt
Organism: Drosophila busckii
Lineage: Eukaryota; Metazoa; Arthropoda; Insecta; Diptera; Drosophilidae
Product: protein transport protein Sec61 subunit gamma
Exons: 2
Coding region: 77-394 (105 amino acids)
Biological process (GO): post-translational protein targeting to membrane, translocation; protein targeting
Cellular component (GO): membrane; Ssh1 translocon complex
Molecular function (GO): transmembrane protein transporter activity
Source: RefSeq, a predicted model, not a curated record